UAAAGAUAGUAAGCAGUACCUUGUACCGUCCAUGUUGAUGUCACCCCCAACAGAUGACGUCCUAAAGCUUCUCAACUCUGUAAACAUUCCAUCUCUUUUUUUAACAUUUGCAUCAGGUCGAGUGCCUCCUGGUCUAUUCUCCCGACUUAUUCUACUUUUCCUCCAAUGGUCUGGCGAAGAAUGGAACAGGGAAAUGAGCCCACGGUUGUUUCGUAAUUUUGCCUGGUUUCACAUUCUUCCAGACCAAGGUAUCUCCGUCAUUUUUUGGUGCCAUGCCUCAACUAUCGAAGUCGUCAUUUACAGCGGAGACAAUGACAAGAAAAGAGCAGAUAUAUCCCGUGCUGUUCACUGGAAAUUGAGGUUUAUACUUGAGUGCAUGCGGAAAGAGUUCCACUGGCUCAACAACGUGAAGUACGAUAUGUGUGUCUGCUGUCCGGUCUGUUCUCAACCAGGGUCGGUAAAAUGCCGCGGUCAUGGCGUGCGUGGAUGUGAAUGUCUACACUACUUGUCAGAAUCUGAUUUGAGAAAGCGUCAACAUUGCAACAGACCAGCACGCAACCUUCUUGGGGAUUGCAGGAUUCCGGUCAAGCAGUUUGAAUGUUGGUUCUUAUUUGGAGAAGAAGAGGAAGGUGCCGAAAUGUCAACGAAUCAGCAGCUGCAAGCUCUACGCGUAACAAGUCAUGGAGGCUUCCUUAGUGCGAAAGGCAUAGUUUCUAUAGAAGGAACGAAACGGAUAGAUCUUGCGCUUCCUGAGAGUAUCCAAACGUCCAUCCAGUCCAUUCCACUCAACUCAGAAAGUGGUGUGAAGGAUAUUGUGAUUAAGUUUCGAGAAUCUCUGCAGUUAGAACCAGCAUCUUUCGACAGUCCGGAGCCUGAGACGAAAAAAAUGAUUCGUGGCCUUGCCUUGAGAGCUAAAUCUGAGAAACGGGAUGACUUGGUGAAACACUUACGAGAAAUUACACCUGCUGGUACUACUGGGCCGUUGUUGAAUGAAGAUAUGUCAGUUGGUUGCAUGCCAUAUAAACAAUACGAGGAUUUAACGUUCAGCCUCUCGGGUGGAGACGAGUGGAAACUGUUGGCAGAAAGGCUAGGCUUAUCCCAAAUCCAAAUUCGCUUUCUAGACAAGAGAGUUACGAAUCCUUCUGAUGUCGUCCUCGGCGCUGUGGGAAAGCAUCGCCACCUGAGUGUUAGAGAAAUCUAUGAUACAUUAGUCGAGUGCGAGUUACCAGCUAUCGCAGAUCUAAUGUAAAUUAGAAAAUGAAUACCGGAAGAAGGCGAGUGACACAGCAAGAGGCAGAAGCAAGAAGCAAGGUAGCAGCCGAAGACUUAUUUGCGAGAGAUCUACGGAAAAAUACACUUCCUGAGCUGGGAGUCGAUAAAUUAUGCGUUGAGGCGCG
This is a messenger RNA of Pocillopora damicornis (cauliflower coral), 1397 nucleotides long. RefSeq lists its product as uncharacterized. The record is from RefSeq and is a predicted model, not a curated record. Lineage: Eukaryota; Metazoa; Cnidaria; Anthozoa; Scleractinia; Pocilloporidae.